GCCCCUUUGGGAACCAUGUUUGUGAGGGAAACGACCCUGGACCCCGCCCCUUUGUCAACCAUCUUUGCGAGGGGAACGACCGUAGUUCUCCGCCCUUUUGGGAACCAUGUUUGUGAGGGAAACGACCCUGGACCCCGCCUCCUUGUCAGCCAUCUUUAUGAGAGGAACGACCCUUUUGACAGCCAUCUUUAUAAGGGGAACGGCAGCUCCUCGAGGCCCCUCCCCAUCUUGGUGCGGAGAACGACCCUCCCCUCCCCCGGCGGGGCCUUCUGUCGGCCAUCUCUGGUCGGGGGGACGUGUCGGUCCUCCUUGGCCCGGCCUCUCGAGCGGCCAUGUUGGUGCGGGCCGGCCGGGCCUGGAGGAGCUGACUUCCGGCUGCUCAUGGCGCCAUUGUUGUGGCCGGGCCUGCUGCUGCUUUUGCCCUUGUUCCCUCAGGGACACAGUGGGCACCAUGGCUCCUCAGGUCGCCCAUGGGAGACGUUCGUGGGCCGGAUCGCCCGGGCCGUGGCAGACCACCGGCCUUGCGACAGUGCCAACUGCAGUUGCCACAGAGGGGUCCUCGACCGGGAUCUGGAGCCCUUCCGCGGCGGCGUCUCCCGCCGGGACAUGUCGGAUCUGGUCGGCCGGAAGCUGGGGACCCACUACCAGAUCGUCCAAAACAGGCUCUAUCGCGAGCGCGACUGUAUGUUCCCCUCCAGGUGCAGCGGGGUGGAGCACUUCAUCCUGGAAGUCAUCGACCGCCUGCCGGACGUCGAGCUGGUGAUCAACGUGCGCGAUUCCCCCCAGGUGCCCAAGUGGGCGGGCAGCGUGGCGCCCGUCUUCUCCUUCAGCAAGACGGCCGACUACAGCGACAUCAUGUACCCCGCCUGGACCUUCUGGGAAGGCGGCCCUGCCGUGUGGCCCAUCUACCCCACUGGCCUCGGCCGCUGGGACCUCUUGACCGACCACCUCGCCAGGGCAGCCGAACAGUGGCCGUGGGACAGAAAAAUAGCCCAGGGCUAUUUCCGAGGGUCCAGGACCAGCCCGGAGCGCGAUCCCCUCGUUCUUCUGUCCCGGGAAGACCCGGGCCUGGUGGACGCCCAGUACACCAAGAACCAAGCCUGGAAAUCCGAGAAAGACACACUUGGGAGACCCCCGGCUAAGGAAGUCUCUCUCGUCGAUCACUGCAAAUACAGGUACCUGUUCAAUUUCCGAGGGGUGGCGGCCAGCUUCCGCUUCAAACACCUGUUCCUGUGCGGCUCCCUCGUCUUCCACGUGGGCGCCGAGUGGCUGGAAUUCUUCUACCCGCAGCUGAAGCCUUGGGUCCACUACAUCCCGGUCAACGCGGACCUCUCCAAUGUCCGGGAGCUGCUGCAGUUUGUGAAAGAAAAUGACGGGCUGGCCCGGGAAAUCGCCGAGAGGGGUCGCCGGUUCGUCACCGACCACCUGCGGAUGGCCGACGUCUCGUGCUACUGGGAGACGCUGCUGACCGAAUUCGCCCGAGUCCUGACCUACGAGGUGAAGAGGAAGGAAAACUACCAAGAAAUCCUCCCCAAACGUGUGAAAACUGAACUUUAGACGCCUCCCCGAAGCGGCCCUCCGGGGAAAGCCCCUCUCGCCAUGGCGGCGGCUGAAACGGGCGGGGAUCAUUCAUUCAUUCGUUCCUUCAAUCAUAUUUAUUCAUUCAAUCGCAUUUAUUGAGCGCCUAC
Tachyglossus aculeatus (Australian echidna) is the source of this 1688-nucleotide messenger RNA. It is a transcript of the gene POGLUT1, whose product is annotated as protein O-glucosyltransferase 1. Gene Ontology annotation, cellular component: endomembrane system. Bases 16 to 1557 code for a protein of 513 amino acids. NCBI's taxonomy places the organism in Eukaryota, Metazoa, Chordata, Mammalia, Monotremata, Tachyglossidae. Gene Ontology annotation, biological process: positive regulation of Notch signaling pathway; protein O-linked glycosylation. The transcript has 10 exons. The record is from RefSeq and is a predicted model, not a curated record. Gene Ontology annotation, molecular function: UDP-glucosyltransferase activity; UDP-xylosyltransferase activity.